CCUAUAGGGUUUGGCACUGGGUUUCUGCUGAAGGCUACAACUCUUCUAACUGAAGAAUUGAAAGACUGGAUCAAAAUACCAGGGGAAAUACUUAUAAACACUCUUAAGAUGUUUGCUAUAUCCCUCAUCGUGACAAGCGUGGUUGCAGGAGUAACUGGAUUAAACACCAGAGUGUCUAGAAAAACAGCUAUCAUCACAGGGACCUUCGUCUGUGGCUCUACCUUGAUAGCCGUAAUUCUCGGAAUGUUUCUGGCUCUCACAAUCAAGCCUGGUGUGGGAGACCAUGAAGUAAGCAAGGAAAAAGAGGAUAAGUCGACCUUCGUCUUGCACGUGAUCUUUCAAGAUCUUAUAAGGAAUAUGGUUCCAGAGAACUUCUUUCAGGCUUUCUAUGAGCAGUACAAGACUGAGAUUAUUCAGAUUCAUAAACAACCUGACCUCUCCCUUGAUCCAAACCUGAAUGAUACUGAGACGAAACUAGUAGGCAAGUAUGUUGAUGGACCCAACAUGAUAGGACUGGUCAUCUGGUCAUUUGUCAUCGGCMUCYUGUUAAAYARGRUGGGACAGGAGGCAAGAAUCACMGUGGAGRCCAUUCAAUGCCUCAACGAUGCCAUAAAAGUUAUAGUCAACUGGAUUUUGUGGUACAUGCCAAUUGGAGUUAUGUUCCUGAUCAUGGAACAUGUGUUGGAUGUUACAGACUGGGGUGCUGUCGUUAAGCUCACAAAGUUUGUAGGAGUGUUCUUUGCAGGGGAAGCAAUCCAAGCCUUCAUUCUUUUCCCCGUGCUUUACCUCAUUUUCACCAGACGGAACCCUUUUCUUAUCUUCAAGGACAUCUCUAAGGCUUUGACGACAGCAUUUAUCAUUGCAUCCAGUGCCGCCACUCUGCCUGUCACCUUACAAUGCUGUGAAGAGAACGUGAUGAUCGAUAAGAAACUCUGCCGCGUUAUGUUGCCCAUCGUCACCAGCAUCAAUAGGACUGGAAUGGUGCUCUAUGAAGUGGUCGCUACCAUCUUUGUUGCCCAGCUUCAUGAUAUCACGCUGGACAUUGGCCAGAUCAUCGCCAUUGGCUUGACUAGUGCCAUUGUCACCUUUGGAAGUGCAGGGAUCCCACAAACAGGAGCUGUGACCACUAUCCUGAUUCUGACAGCUGUGGGACUGCCUGCAGAGGAUGCUGCCAUGCUGGUUGGGGUGGAGUGGAUUCUAGACCAUUUCAUCACGUCGGUGAAUGUGCUAGUAAAUGUCUUUGGUGUUGCUAUCACCAACCAUGUGUGGCAUGACAACCUAAAACUGGACAAAAUACCAAGUKUCGAUGAGCCUYGUCUCRUUAAGGAYAUYGAGCUGGASUUWKCCUKUWUGGAMUCUGAUGAAGAGUUCAUCYCCUCSGUUUCUGCCGCCCCUACUAGAUCCAUUUCACCGCGAAGAGGGCAUCAUCGCAACGUAGUAACACCAACAAGCUGAAACCUCUGGACAGGGAUGUCACCAUCCUGGGACAACAGACGUUUCUCCAGUGUUUCCUCACUAAUCAACAUGAGCUGCCACAGAUUCUCCCAUUUUUUCCAAUUUACUGGUUAAUUGAUUCCACCGUUGUCUUCUUGAUGGUAACAGCUGUGCCUAGUUGUCUGAUUAUGCUCCGUAGGUAUUUAGUUUUUUGUUUCUUUAUGCCAGAGCUACCUGUUCUUGAGCCUGUGUCUGUUCGAAAUACCACUUGAAGUAUUAAAAACACUGCGAUUCCUCACCUCUA
This is a messenger RNA of Poecilia reticulata (guppy), 1738 nucleotides long. The record is from RefSeq and is a predicted model, not a curated record. NCBI's taxonomy places the organism in Eukaryota, Metazoa, Chordata, Actinopteri, Cyprinodontiformes, Poeciliidae.